Molecule: messenger RNA, 1415 nt
Organism: Daphnia pulicaria
Lineage: Eukaryota; Metazoa; Arthropoda; Branchiopoda; Diplostraca; Daphniidae
Product: loricrin-like
Exons: 3
Coding region: 99-1217 (372 amino acids)
Source: RefSeq, a predicted model, not a curated record
GAAGACGUAUAUAAGGAGAAAAGAUUUAUGACUGAAAGCAGACGCUGAACUGAGCUGAAGACUUGAACACAUCUAGUAUUUCUUCUCAAGUAGUAGCAAUGAAGAAGGUUUUACUGUGCAAUUGCCUUCUCAUGGCAGUCAUUGCCAUCAGCCAGACGGAUGCAUUCUUCCUAAAUAAGGGCUCUUCAGGGCGCGCAAUGAGAUCCUACGGUGGUGGUGGUGGCGGCGGCUAUCGUGGAAGUGCUGGAGGUGGAAGUGCUGGAUAUGGAGGCUCUUCCGGGGGAGGAGGUUUCGGAGGCUCUUCCGGGGGCGGUGGAUACAGAGGCUCUUCCGGCGGAGGUUCCGGGGGUUCAUCCGGAGGCGGUGGAUACGGCAGUUCAUCAGGAGGUGCUGGAGGUGGAAGUGCUGGAUAUGGAGGCUCUUCCGGGGGAGGAGGUUUCGGAGGCUCUUCCGGGGGCGGUGGAUACAGAGGCUCUUCCGGCGGAAGCGGUGGUUAUGGUAGCCCAGCCGGCGGCGGAAGCAGUGGAUAUGGAGGUCCAUCAGCAGGCGGAAGCGGCGGAUUUGGAGGUCCUUCCGGAUAUGGUGGCUCAUCCGGCGGAAGCUUUGGGGGUAGCUCCGGAGGUGGUGGAUACGGUAGUCCAUCCGGCGGCGGAAGCAGUGGAUACGGGGGUCAAUCGGCUGGCGGAAGCAGUGGAUACGGGGGUCAAUCGGCUGGUGGAAGCAGUGGAUAUGGGGGUCAAUCGGCAGGCGGAAGCAGUGGAUAUGGUAGCCCAUCCGGCGGCGGAAGCAGUGGAUACGGGGGUCAAUCGGCUGGCGGAAGCAGUGGAUACGGGGGUCAAUCGGCUGGCGGAAGCAGUGGAUAUGGUAGCCCAUCCGGCGGUGGAAGCAGUGGAUACGGGGGUCAAUCAGCAGGCGGAAGCAGCGGAUUUGGAGGUCCGUCUGGAGGAUCCGGACAAUAUGGAGGCUCAUCCGGCGGAAGCUUUGGAGGUAGCUCCGGAGGAGGUGGAUACGGAGGCUCGUCAGGUGGUAGCGGAAACAUUUAUGGAGGCUCUUCCGGAGGAGGGGGCUUCGGAGGCUCAUCCGGCGGUGGAUACGGUAACCCAUCAAGCGGCGGCGGAAGUGCUGGAUAUGGAUCCUCUUCGGGAGGCGGCUUUGGUGGGUCUUCUGCUGGCGGAGGAAAUGGAUAUGGAAGCUCAUCCGGAGGUGGUGGAUACUGAAAAUAAAUUCCAGUGAGUAAAUAAGCAUAAUCCCAAACAGUACAGUAGCAAAGCUUCAGAGUUAUGUUACAAUAUGCAUCUUUUACAUAUUCAAAAUUAACAUUUUGGCUAUCCAUCUUUUAUUGAACAUUGAAAUGAUGGAUGGAAUUCACCAAUAUGUACCUUACAAUUGAAAUACACAUCUGUCGUCUCAUUUUA